Messenger RNA from Vicia faba (fava bean), 915 nucleotides. The record is from the annotation of a GenBank genome assembly. NCBI's taxonomy places the organism in Eukaryota, Viridiplantae, Streptophyta, Magnoliopsida, Fabales, Fabaceae.
AUGGCAUCCAUAACACCCUCCACACCAAAAACCGUCGCUAAAGAGAUAGUUACUGAGUUCGGAACAUUCAUCCGUAUCUUUAGCGACGGUUCAAUAGAAAGACCAUUACAAUCUCCUUUUGUCCCUCCAAUUCUCAAUGACCCUAAGACAGGACAUUCAUCCAAAGACAUCAUAAUCCCACACAACCCCACAGUUUCAUCUCGAAUCUACCUUCCAAAAAUCACAAACCCAUCUUCCAAAUUUCCAAUCUUGGUCUAUUUUCACGGCGGCGCUUUCCUCUUCGAGUCCGCAUUUUCUCAACUCUACCAUCAACAUUUGAAAACCUUAGCAUCACAAGCAGACAUUAUAAUAUUGUCGGUAGAGUAUCGUCUGGCUCCUGAGCAUCCUGUCCCUGCAUGUUACCAUGACUGUUGGGCUGCACUCAAAUGGGUAUCUUCUCAUUCCAACAACACCCUCAACAAUCCAGAACCAUGGUUGGUUGAACAUGGCGAUUUCGCUAGGGUUUUCAUUGGUGGUGAUAGUGCUGGUGGUAACAUUACUCACAACAUUGCAAUUCAAGCUGGAGCUGAAUCAUUACCUUGUGAUCCUGAGAAUAAUCUUUUUCAUCAAGUUUGGCAUUUGUGUUACCCAAAUUCACCUCAUGGAAUUGAUAACCCUUUGGUGAAUCCUUUGGGAGAAGGUGCACCUAGCUUGGAAAAACUUGGUUGUUCUAGAAUUCUUAUUUGUGUUGCUGAAAGAGAUAAGUUAAGAGAUAGAGGAGUUUGGUAUUGGGAGAAUGUGAAGAAAAGUGGGUGGAAUGGGAGAUUGGAAUUGUUUGAAGAGAAAGAUGAGAAUCAUGUUUAUCAUUUGUUCAAACCAGAAUCUGAGAGUGCAAACACAUUUAUCCAACUAUUGGUUACUUUUGUACGAGAGUGA